Mus musculus (house mouse) is the source of this 872-nucleotide messenger RNA. It is a transcript of the gene Erich4, whose product is annotated as glutamate rich 4. The record is from RefSeq and is marked validated. The transcript has 2 exons. The coding region runs from base 18 to 428 and encodes 136 amino acids. NCBI's taxonomy places the organism in Eukaryota, Metazoa, Chordata, Mammalia, Rodentia, Muridae.
AGUCCAUGGUUCGGACUAUGGAGCCGUGGGUGCAGCUGAAGCAGGCUGGACUGGAGCCCAGUGGAUUGGGUCCACUCCCCAAGGCCCUAAGGGUGCCCCCGCCAGAAGGGAACCCCGGUCAGGCCCUUAUGUCUUCAGGGGCAGAACUUGGGGGUGCCAGGGAGCUGAUUCUAUGGAUCUGGGAGGAGCUGGGGAACCUGCGACGAGUGGAUGUCCAGCUGUUGGGACAGCUGUGUGACCUGGGACUGGAGAUGGGGACCUUUCGGGAAGAGCUGGUCACUAUCCUGGAAGAGGAGGAAGAGGAAGAGGAGCAGGAGGAGAAGAGCUGUGUUGAAGAGAACAAAGGGCCCGAGGAGAAGCAGGACGAAGAACGUUCCCGGAGCUCCUAUCCAGCCCAGCGCCUCCCUGACUUCGAGAUGACCAUCUGAGGUCAUUUAGCUUGACACGCAAAUGAGAUGCAAAUUCAUGCAAAGGAAAAAAACGGAGAUUGAGAAUCAAGGGUGCUCCUUCGGCAGACCCACAAAACAGUUGGAGAUCCUGGCAGGGACCUGGGUGCUGUGGGCAGGUGUGAUUGCAGAUUUGGGAGGGGCACAAAAGCCACCCGUGUGUCUGUAGAGAUGUUGCAGUGUGACCUGGAGACCAGGUGCUUGGCUGAAGUGACAGAAUCUUGGCAGACAGGUUUGAAGACCAAUUCUGCGUAGUGUGGUAGGCCCCAUGGCCGGUAAGCAAUUGAAACGUGGUGGGUUCGGACUGAGAUGAGAGGUGGACAAAGGUCAAACACCUCUGUGGUAAAACCGAUCAACAGUUUAAACAGCUCGACAACUACAGGUUGAAAUGAUAUUCUGAAUAUGUGAAAUAAAAUAUUGAUUUUA